AUGGACGAGGCACACCUUCAGAGAAUGGCGAAGGCUGAGCUGGAGACUCUCGCCCGGGCCAAGGGUAUGGGAGACGAGGCCAUAUUUCAUCUCAACAAGCCACGACUGAUCGAGGCGUUCCUCGACCAUUUGCAGACUUUAGACUCUGAGUCUGUACCACCUGAUGUCGAGUCCGGUCGCGUGACGAGGUCUUCGAGGCGGCCGUCGACAGUGGUAAUUGAGGCUGCUGUCGACGGUAAUAUGAAGAGACGCCGAACUCGGCAAGCUAGCCGUCGCAGUUAUGGUGGCAAGAAGAGGCGUGUUGAGGAUGGUAACGUCGCUGACGCAGAAGGCCAUGACGAGCCCGUUGAAGGUCUCAGCAAGCUGGGGCCCGUCGAUGCUCCGACUGACAGUUCCAAAGAUAUUUGUCUUAAACAGGGCUACUUUCAUGUCACGGCUGCCGGCGAAGAUGUUGAGAAUCAGACCAACGGCGACAAGGCUAUACCUGGAGAAUUGACCGUCAACGGGGCUUUCACCGUACCCGACGAUAGAGCAGCAUCCUCUACCGACCUCGACCCAAUCGCGGCGAAUACAGAGACGGACGAUGCAACGCUCCUUACUCGGCGUGGUGAAACAGUCUGCUCGGCUGAUGGACUGUUGAAGAGUCCACGUUCCAUCCGCGGUUCUGAGAAGGGUGACGGUCAGGUCGCAGCCAAUUCAGAACGUCGUUCACCCGUCGAUGAUGAAUCUACCAAAAAGCUGUACGACAUCGCUCGUGAUAACAUGGAGACGGCCGGUACUCUUCUAGAGCUACUUGACUCCGACUUUUCAUCUGUAUCCUCUGCACUCACAAAGGCAUUCACGACCGUAGACGGAUCGUCGAGCCGCGCAACUAUCCUUCAUAUCCUCUCAACUACAAGCAAUGUUCUCAUCAAGAUCUCCUCUACGAUACGCACCGCAUCUCCCACUACCACCCCCUUCAUACACGAUCGUUUCCAUCCGGAUCUCCAGGAGCUAUCCCUCGCUCAGUCAGAACUCUCGAGCCUCACGAGCAUCAUAUCGAGAGGACUCACAAGUGCGCACGCAAUGAAGCGGAAGUGGACGAAGGGUUAUCGAUGGGAGAAGGUCUUUGAGCUUUUGCAUACGCUGAUGAAUGGGAUGGAUGCUGCGAAGACACAUAUCUCAAUGAUGACCGAUGCAGAGGAUGAGGUCAACAGCAACUUGACUAACGUGAACUCAGACUCGGAGGACGCGACUGAUGGAUAUGAAGAUGGCGGCCAUGUAGCUGAGGAUGUAGAAGACAGUGAUGCAUCCCCGGACCAUGAAGCUUGCCUUGAUCAGCCAGACAAAUCAGGAGAGACCGACGACCGGGCACGAAGCGUGGGGCGCGCAAGGAAAGGGUCUCGUGUGAAGGACAGGGCAGAUGGACCACGCGUAUCCUCUCAUAUGCCUGGGUUGGACGUACUAGCGUCGCGGACAUGA
Messenger RNA from Peniophora sp. CBMAI 1063, 1461 nucleotides. The record is from the annotation of a GenBank genome assembly. NCBI's taxonomy places the organism in Eukaryota, Fungi, Basidiomycota, Agaricomycetes, Russulales, Peniophoraceae.